AUGGCACCCACGGCGGCGGAGCAGCACACGAGGAAGGCGGUGGGACUGGCGGCGCGCGACGCCUCCGGCCAUCUCUCCCCGGUCGCCAUCACCCGGAGGAGCACUGGAGAUGACGAUGUGGUGAUCAAGAUUCUCUACUGCGGGAUCUGCCACUCCGACCUACACAGCAUCAAGAAUGAAUGGAAGAACGCCAGGUACCCCAUGAUCCCUGGGCACGAGAUCGCCGGCGAGGUCACUGAGGUCGGCAAGAAUGUGACCAAGUUCAAGGCCGGCGACCGUGUGGGCGUCGGGGUCAUGGUGAACUCAUGCCAGUCCUGCGAGAGCUGCAACAAGGGCUUCGAGAACCACUGCCCGGGCAUAAUCCCCACCUACAACACGGUCGAUCUCGAUGGCACCAUCACCUACGGCGGCUACUCCGGCAUGGUGGUGGUGCACGAGCGGUUCGUGGUCCGGUUCCCGGACACCAUACCGCUGGACAAAGGCGCGCCGCUGCUGUGCGCCGGCAUCACCGUGUACAGCCCCAUGAAGUACCAUGGUCUGAACGCUCCCGGGAUGCACCUCGGCGUGCUGGGACUGGGCGGGCUGGGACAUGUUGCGGUCAAGUUUGGCAAGGCCUUCGGGAUGAAGGUGACGGUGAUCAGUUCGUCGUCGGGGAAGAAGCAGGAGGCCCUCGAGCGGCUAGGUGCGGACGCGUUCGUUGUCAGCAAGGAUGCCGACGAGAUGAAGGCUGCAAUGAGUACCAUGGAUGGCAUCAUAAACACGGUGUCUGCAAACAUCCCCAUGGCCCCUCUCUUGGGGCUACUAAAACCCAACGGCAAGAUGAUCAUGGUUGGCCUCCCAGAGAAGCCUAUGGAGAUCUCCCCUUUUUCUCUGGUUGCCCUGAACAAGACCCUGGCCGGGAGCUGCAUCGGCGGCAUGAGGGACACCCAGGAGAUGCUGGACCUCGCUGCCAAGCACGCCGUGACGGCGGACAUCGAGGUGAUUAGCGCCGAGUACGUGAACACGGCCAUGGAGCGCCUUGCCAAGGCCGACGUGAGGUAUCGAUUUGUCAUCGACAUCGGCAACACCCUCGACAAAAUGUUGCAUGAUAUCCCAAGAAUGAGCCAUAUGUGCUAUACACCAUCAGUUUUCGAACCUGGCUCUCCCCUAACGUACUUAAUCGUAUGUGGUUCUGUUAUUCCAAAAUAA
Triticum turgidum subsp. durum (durum wheat) is the source of this 1188-nucleotide messenger RNA. NCBI's taxonomy places the organism in Eukaryota, Viridiplantae, Streptophyta, Magnoliopsida, Poales, Poaceae. The record is from the annotation of a GenBank genome assembly.